Messenger RNA from Schizosaccharomyces octosporus yFS286, 1170 nucleotides. RefSeq lists its product as uncharacterized. Gene Ontology annotation, molecular function: zinc ion binding; DNA binding. The record is from RefSeq and is a predicted model, not a curated record. Lineage: Eukaryota; Fungi; Ascomycota; Schizosaccharomycetes; Schizosaccharomycetales; Schizosaccharomycetaceae. Bases 447 to 962 code for a protein of 171 amino acids. The transcript is spliced from 2 exons.
CGUAAAUUGCGUUAUCCUUUUAGAUUUUGUGUUUCUGUUUCAUUUCAUAUUUUUCAUAUAUUUCCUAUUAAUAGAGUAGGGAACAUUGUAGUGUUCCUUGGUUGUGGUCAUUUUUCAAGACUGGGUGGGAGGCUGUACUGAUGUUAGAUCACAAGACAUUCCUAUCUAGGAUCGAACAUCAUGCAUGGAAAAGCCCAAGAAACGUUGUGACUUUUGAUUGAUUAAAUAGCAGUUUUAGUCCUCUUUAUAAGUAUGUCUCCGAAUCUUGUGAACUUCUAGGAACAGUUUGUUUUGUCUAGGAACUGAGAUUGUCCAGAACAACAAAGAGUUGUUUAGCUUAAAAAAUCUCGAUUUCUCAGAACUGUGUAAUCAGAUCGAAUUUGAGAAAGUGGUUUUAUUUUCUGAAAAAAUUUAUUAUUAGUUUUCGGGAAUUUUUAUUUUAAAUUAUGGAACAGGGUGGAAGUGGAUACCGUGUUGAAAUUGCAAGCAAUAGUCGUUCCAAGUGUAAAGGCUCCCUAUGUGGUCGUGCAAAAAUUCCUGCGGGUGUUAUACGUUUCGGUACAUUCGUUGACUCUGGUAGAUUUCAAAGCUGGGCUUGGAAGCAUUGGGGUUGUGUCACGCCGCGAAUGUUAAAAAACAUAAAGAAUCGGCUUGGUGAAGAUGAUUUGAAAAAUACCAUGGAUGGAAUUACUGCUCUUCCAGAUGAAUGGAUCGACAAAAUAAUCCGGGCUGUACAAGAAGGCCACGUAGCCGCAGAAGACGAGCGAGAAAGCAGAAAAUUAGGAAAUGAAGCAAAGGGUAACAUAUCUUCUAGCAAGAAGCCAAAUGAAAAAAAUCCAAUGGUUCCUCCAAAGAUUGCUCGCAAAACAAAACGCCAUCAUAUCACAACGAAGUCAGUUUUGAGUGAUUCUGACGACGAAGCCGAAUACACAAACUCCUCUGAAGAGUAUGAUUCAGACUAAUUUUAAACUCUUUUAACUUCCAUUCCUAAUUGUUAUGGAUAUAACCUUCGCACCCGCAUUAAUUGCUUUUUUUGGGGAAACAGAUCCUGUUUAAUUCUUUAACUAAUUGGUUUUAUAAAAUCUUAUGUUCAAUCUUUAUAUGAAAAAAUGCAGGUUCCCUAGCUUUUCCACUGUCUAAUUUAGCAAUUCAUUAAGACUAUGAAAUGUA